Molecule: messenger RNA, 6274 nt
Organism: Lactuca sativa (garden lettuce)
Lineage: Eukaryota; Viridiplantae; Streptophyta; Magnoliopsida; Asterales; Asteraceae
Molecular function (GO): ADP binding
Source: RefSeq, a predicted model, not a curated record
UAAAAAUAAAAAAAAAUGAAUAUUGUUAGUGGUGACCAUUUCCAAGGUGUAGUGGAUUGGUAGUGAAGCUAAUGUGGCGCAGAGGUAGCACCAUUUUUUCGGUAAGUUUGUAGUGAUAGCCUAACCUACUCACACUCAAAAGUGAUUUUCUCUCGAAGUUAUGUCUAGGCCCAAGAUUAUUGGACAGCCCAUUUAUGUAAAAUAAAGUCAAUAUGUAUGGGUUUUAUACAAGAUUGAAGACGCCUUGACCAGUUGACCUUGAGUCAACGAAUCACAAGUCGGCGAAAGAAUAAAAAUUAUCCAUAUCUUAUCCCCUUCCAUAUGAUGACAAUUCAAGAAGAUUCAUAUCAUGCCUUCGAUCGAUUAGCCUGUAAAACCUAACAAAUUCACAACGUGCUUUUGCCCCCAUUUAAUUGAAGUAUGGAACAAUGCUAUCGUAAUCAUGGCAGAGGCAACCUACAAGCUUACGAGAGAUGGUGUUGUCUAGCUUGGUCUCGAGGUCAUCGAUUAAACUGGGACCCGUCCUUUAAUUUUUUCUGCCUUUUUUUUUUUCGGCAUUACUCCUUCCCACUUAGGGGAAACUCCAAGGGUUUGAGAGUUUUUUUUUUUUUUGGUGGAGAGAUAGAAAGGCAAUGGACGUAAGUACAGAGAGAGUGAAAAAGGGGAACUUUUUGAAAAUGCCAACCACACUCCAGGUUCCACAAAUGCAGAUGUCUCACAAAAAGCUAGAAUAAAAAAAUGGCGUUUAUACUUGAAAUCAUUGCUGGUCCAAUUGUUGAAUGUUUGCUGCCUCCUGUCAAGAAAAAUCUGGGUUAUCUUUUUUCCUCCACAAAACAUGUGAGGAACAUGAGUGCUAAAAUGAACCAACUGAAUGGUACUUGCAUUGAUGUCAAAAAGCACAGGGAUGCAAACAAUAUAAAUAAUCUAGAGAUACCUGAGCGUGUACCGGGUUGGUUGGAAGAGGUUGAACAGAUUAGAAAAGAUGCUCAAAGCAUUUCAAGUACUGAGAGUGGAUGUUUUAACAUAAUAAUGAGGUACCGAGCAGGAAGGAAGGCAUGUAAGACUACUGAGGCGAUCGAAAGUCUUAUUACGGAAAAACUUCAAAUGAGCUGGAGUGAUGCUCAAAAACCUCUUGGGAGAGUGCAUUCUAAAAUCGCAUCUUCGGAUGGUGAUGCCCAAAAUCACUUCAAAUCAAGAGAGAAGCCUUUUAAGGAUGCGCUCGGGUUCCUUCAACAAAAUGAGAUGAUAGCCCUAUGUGGAAUGGGUGGUGUGGGAAAAACGACCAUGAUGGAACAGCUGAAAAAGCAUCUGGAAGGUGAGAAAAAGUUUGAUUUGUUUCUAAAGGUGGUUAUUGGGAAAAAAGAAGCGUCUUCUAUUCAGCAAGCUUUGGCAGAAUGCAUAAGUCUAUCUCUAACUGAAACAGAUCCAACAAGAAGGGCAGAACGUCUUGGUAUAGCAUUUAGAAAGCUGGGAGAAGAUAAAAGAAAGGUGUUAGUGAUAUUAGAUGAUGUAUGGGAGACGAUCGAACUCAAAGAUAUUGGACUAAGUCCUUUUCCCAACAGCUUCAAGUUAUUGUUGACAUCGCGUAAUGAAAGAAUUUGCAGGCAAAUUGCAGCAAAAUGUAAUUUUGAUUUGAAAGUAGUUAAUGUGGAACUCAUGGAGGAGCUCGAAGCACAGAAUUUCUUUUGGAAAAUCAUAGGAGCCGCAAAACAAAAUGAUCUGGAGCUCAAUCAAAUUGGAACAGGGAUUGUGAGAGAAUGUGGGUGUUUGCCCCUUGCCAUUAAUCUCGUUGCCAGUCGUCUUAAGUUUGAAGAAAAGGCUGCAUGGAGAGAUACACUCCGCCGUUUUCAGAAUAAAAAUCUUGAUUAUGUGCAAGAAAGUGUUAAGAUAAGUUAUGACUAUAUAAAAGAGGAUGAGGAAAAAGAGAUCUUUCUUCUUUGUGGCUUGUUUCCUGAUGACUUUAAUAUUCCAAUUGAGGAACUCACAAGAUAUGCAUGGGGCCUACGGUUGUUAUAUGGAGUUUCUACUAUCAGAGAGGCUAGAGAUAGGUCAGAGACGUGUGUGCAGAGUCUCAAAAAAGCAAAUUUGUUGAUGGAAUGCGAUGAUGAUGGGUGUGUCAAAAUGCAUGAUCUUGUGCUUGAUUUUGUUUUAGGUAGAGUUUCUAAGGGUGACCAUCCAUGGGUAAUUAAUCAUGGUGAUAAUUUAAAGUGGACUAGUGAUGGAAUGAGUGAGUCUUGUAACAGAAUUUCUAUUACAUGCACGGGUAUGUCUGAGUUUCCUAGUGACUCUAAGUACCCAAACGUAUCACUUUUGAGACUUAUGGAUGGAGAUAAGUCACUUAAGUUUCCUGAAGAUUUUUAUGAAAGAAUGGAAAAUCUUGAAGUUAUAGCAUAUGAAAAAAUGCAGUAUCCGUUGCUCCCCAGAUCACUUCAGUGCUCCACCAAGCUUCGGACACUCAUUUUCCAUCGAUGCACAUUGAUGUUUGAUUGCUCUGUUAUUGGAGAACUCUUGAAUCUGGAAGUGCUCAGUUUUGCUCAUUGUGGCAUCAGAAAGUUACCAUCAGCAAUCGGAAAGUUAAAGAAGCUAAAGCUACUGGAUUUGACGGGUUGUGUCAAUCUUCGUAUUGAUGAUGGUGUCUUGAAAGAUUUGGUCAAUCUUGAAGAGCUUUAUAUGAGAGUUGCUGAUGAAGAGGCAAUUAGGUUCACAGACAGCAAUCAUGCUGAAUUAGCAGAACUUUCAGAGCACCUUUCUGCACUAGAAAUCGAGUUCUUUGGGAAUAGUGGUAAGCCCGAGAAUGUGUUGUUUACAAAACUAGAAAGAUUCAGGAUCUCCAUGGGAUGUAGCUUAGGAUACAAUCACUCAUUUGAAAACACAUUGAAGUUGGUCACUAACAAAGAUGAGCUAUUGGAAUCUAGAUUGAAUGAGUUGUUUGUGAAAACAGAGGUGCUUUAUCUAGAAUUGGAUGGUAUGAAUGAUUUUCAUCAACAGUUGUUUAAUAAUCUAAGAGUCCUUGAUGUCUUCAAGUGUUCAAACUUGAGAUUCCUCUUCACAGUCCCUAUUGCAAAUGGUUUGAUGAACCUUGAACGCCUCACAGUUUCAGAGUGCCCUGUUCUGGAAGUACUUGCACAUAGUGAGAAUAGUGGAGAUGGGGUAAUCAAGUUUCAGGGGCUAAAGUUUCUAAGAUUGGAUAGGCUACCAAAGUUGAUAGGUCUUUGCAACACUGCUAAUGUAAUUGAGGUACCACAGCUGGUGGAGUUGGAACUUGAUGGCCUUCCUAAUUUCAGUAGCAUUUAUCCAGAGAAAACAUCUGCAACAUCUUCUAUGUCCAGUAAUGCCUCUGCAAUUCAACCAUUCUUUAACAAACAGAUGCUGAUUCCUAAGUUGGAGAAAUUGGGGAUUUGGAGUAUGGAUAAGCUGAAAGAGAUAUGGCCUUAUCAAUUUAGUAGUAGUGACGAAGUUAAUGCCUGCAUGUUGAGAGAGAUUCACGUGAGGAAUUGUGAUAAUAUUGUGAAUCUGUUUCCAACCAAUCCCAUGUUCUUGCUGGGUCGUCUGGAAGAGCUUGUUGUUUCUGAAUGUGGAAGCAUUGAAGUGUUGUUUAAGAUCGACAUGAGUUGUGUUGGUGAAAUUGAAGAAUUAAGUAGCAACUUGACAUUUAUUUAUGUAUAUGGUUUGGGGAAGCUAAGAGAGUUGUGGAGGAUGAAAGGUGAAAGUAGCUCUGAUAUCCUCAUCCGUAGCUUUCAAGCUGUUGAAAGCAUAAGAAUAGAAGACUGUGAGAGGUUUGUAAACGUAUUCACACCGACCGUCACCAAUUCUGAUGUGAGAACAUUUAUGAAUGUGAGUAUAGAUGGUAGGAGAUAUUGUGAAGCAAACAGGAGAAACAUUGAAUUGGCUCAGAAAAGCAAGGAGAUUAAUGUUAUAUCCAAGGCAGAGAUCAUUUCAGAGGUGUAUGGUAAUAUUCCUGACGUUGAAUCCUCAAUUCAUCCCAAACCUUUUCACGUUAAUCACCUUCAAACACUUUAUGUAAAUGGCGGCUGUAAGGAUGUUGAAGUGGUGUUUGAGAUAGAGAGUUCCAGUAGCAGCAGCAGCAGCACAGAUUUGACAACAACUCUGCAUAAAUAUAAUCAUCAACCACCACCACUACUACUUCCCCACCUCAGGUAUUUAAAUUUAUGGAAUAUGGAGAGGAUGAGUGAUGUGUGGAAGUGCAAUUGGAAGAAACUUAUUAUUCCUCAAAACCAAUCACAAUCCUACUCAUUCCACAACCUCACAGUCAUAGACAUGGGUCUAUGCAAUAACAUAAAGUACUUAUUUUCACCUCUCAUGGGCAAACUUCUUCCCAACUUAAAGGAGGUCACGAUAUGGAAUUGUGAUGGUAUUGUAGAAGUUGUUUCAAAUAGAGAUAUUAAUGAUGAAAAUGAAGAAAUAAUAUCUUCUACUCACACAAACACCUUCUCCUCCUUCCCUCUUCUUGAUUUGCUCUUCCUCCAGUCUUUGCCACGCCUAAAGAGUAUCGAUGGCGGUACUACGAUCACAACUACUUCCAUCCAUGAUCAGCUCCAGUGUUCUCAAGUCGGUGUUGCUUCUUGGUUCUUAUGCCAAAACUCCAAAAAGAUUUAUAUAUCAACUUGUCCUGCCCUAUCAAGAGUGUUUCCAUCCAAUGUAGUGGGACAACUGAAUAAGCUUGAAGUGUUGAGCAUAUCAGAAUGCAAGUCAAUGGUGGAGAUAUUUGAAAGUAAAGAAAUAAACAAAGAUGGUGUUGAUAGUACUACGAAUGUUGGUGAUGGAAGUGAUGAUACUUGUACUGCAAUCACCAUCCCAAGGUCGGCAAAUAUGACUCUGCUUCAACUGCCCAACCUAACAAUAUUGCACAUCAAAAAAUGUGAAGUUUUGGAAUAUAUAUUCACAAGUUCCACACUUGAAAGCCUCAAGCAACUCAAAGAAUUGACUGUAGCAGAAUGCAAGGCAAUGCAAGUGAUUGUGAAGGAAGACACAGAGCACACAGAAAAAUCUAAAUCUAUUAUAGUCUUCCCACAUCUCAAGUCCCUUACACUUGUAGAUUUACCAGAUCUCAAGGGUUUCUUCUUGGGGACGAAUGAGUUCAGGUGGAAAGCAUUGGAAAAGGUUAAGAUUUAUGGCUGCCCACAAAUGAUGAAUUUCACAUCUGGUCACUCCAUGACUCAGAAGCUCAACUACAUACAUACAGAAUUAGGCAAGCAUAGUCUUGAUCAAUAUGGCCUCAACUUCCAUUUGACCAAUGCUACACAAGAGACUCAACUCCCUAUGUGCUCUACUCCAGAUUUGAUAAAGCUAGUUCAAUUCCCGUGGUCUUUUUCAAAUUUAGUUGAAGUAGAUGCACACAAGUAUGGUGACAAAUUGUUGAAAAGCCGCAUAAUUUUUCCAUGCAAGGAGUUGCUUAAUCUGAAGAAUCUUGAAAAGCUUUCUAUUACCAAUGCCCUUGGAUCUGUAGCACAGGAGGUAUUUGAAGUAGCAGAAGGGACAAAUGAAGAUGUGGAUAUUGAAACACAAUCUGUUGUGGUAUUUGAGAAGCUGAAAGAGGUGACUUUGGGUGGAAUAUUUAAUCUGAAGCAUGUGUGGAAGAGCAAUCGGUGGAUAGUGUUGAACUUUCCAAACCUUACAAAGGUCUAUUGCAGCUCCAAGAGCUAAAAAUAAGUGACUGCGAGAGUAUGGAAGUGAUUGUGAAGCAAGUUGAAGAUUCCGAAAACAGACCGACUACUACUGAGAGUAUGGAAGUGAUUGUGAAACUUCUUCCCAACUUAAAGGAUGUCUGGAUAGAUGGGUGUGAUGGUAUUGAAGAAGUUGUUUCAAAUAGAGAUAUUAAUGAUGAAAAUGAAGAAAUAAUAUCUUCUACUCACACAAACACCAUCUCCUCCUUCCCUCUUCUUGAAGAACUCUUCCUCUAUUCUCUGCCACGCCUAAAGAGUAUCGAUGGCGGUACUAUGAUCACAACUACUUCCAUCCAUGAUCAGUUCAAGGCAUCUUUUGAUUUCAAACAGCCCCGCCACCACCACAUGUCCCUGAGUACUCCCUGGAACUUGUAUCUUGUGGUGGCUGGCGGUUGUUUCUGGUGGUGAAUUUGGCCAGAGAAAUUUCCAUGUGUACAUACUUACACCAAAAUUACCUGUUUUCAAAAGAAAACACAAACUCUCGCCUUCUUGAUGAAUUAUAUUUCUUCCUUCACUCACAACUUUAUCCUCUGUAAAUAACAUAAACAUACUUUUCUUUACUAUAUUUUAAUCCCCUGUUUUAGGCUAAA